AGGAAGCCAAGAAAUUGCUGAAGAGCUGACCGGAUCUUAAGCCCAAAAUGGAAUCAAUCUAGAAGCUAUACCUCGACGGAUCUGACCAGUUCACUAUGCGUACAGAGUCAGGCUAUCCUGUUGCGCCUGAAUGACCGAUUCGGCUUCUAUCUGGCUACAGACUCUCUACAAACUUCAACUUACCCAAGGAAGUUAGCAAAUUGUUAAAGAGCUGAACGGCUAUAGAUCGACGUAUCUGACCAAUUCAUUAUGCGUACGGAGGUUAUCAAGGCGGACACCAUUGAUGCUGCCGUUGAAAGGAUUCUCAAUGAGCUUGGGAAAGACACUAGAAGAAGCAACAACAAAGAGAAUGCCAUCUACUUUGAUGGCUGGAACGGACUCGGGGCAUCUGCCGUCCUGCAAGCCGUAGCCAAACGCCUCGCCAUAUCAAGUGAGCUGCUGGCGAGGUCUCCAGGGCUGGAGUUUGAGAAAAUCAUCCACAUUGAUUGCUCAAAGUGGGAGAGUAGAAGAGCAGUGCAGAAGAAAAUCGCAGAGCAGCUGAAGCUUACUGAUAAGGUGAUGGAGAUGUUUGACAAACAAGAUGAGGAGGAUGAUUUCAACGGGUUAGACCAGUGCUCCCGUGGUGAGAUAGCACAAGUUUUCACAGAGAUAUAUCAAACCAUAGAGAAUCGCAGAUUCCUGGUGAUCCUGCAUAAUGGAGGCAACGAGAAGAUUGAUAUAUUCAAUUUUGGCCUUUCUCUAUAUGGAUAUGCCAAUAGCAAGAUCCUGUGGACUUUUCGAGGGAGGUUUCGGCUUGACCCCAAGGUGAUAGACAUUGUGAAAAACAGCACGACAACACAUGUUCUUCUUUCAGCUUCAAGAGAUGGGCGCGAUAGGCACGAGCUUUGGUCUUAUCUAGUGCGUCAGGAGGCUGCACAAGUUUCCUACAAUAUGCAUGGCGAUGGUGUCAUUAUUGAUUCAACAAUUGCUGGCGAGUGUGUCUUGUAUAUGCUGAAACAAUACUGCAUCGGUUCUCCCGUUGUUGACUACGACUAGGCUAUCCACACCAGUAACUAUUGGGUGUGUGAUGGAAUUAUUGCGUUUACAGAUAUUGACAAAGCGUGGGAAGUUGGUGAUAUACUACA
This is a messenger RNA of Triticum dicoccoides, 1124 nucleotides long. RefSeq lists its product as uncharacterized. Lineage: Eukaryota; Viridiplantae; Streptophyta; Magnoliopsida; Poales; Poaceae. The transcript has 4 exons. The coding region runs from base 250 to 1035 and encodes 261 amino acids. The record is from RefSeq and is a predicted model, not a curated record.